UGAGUGUAAAUGAGAGAUGUGGUGGGAAAGCUGUUAUUGUCUUUUGGCUGUAGAGUUAACCAUUUAGGUAGAUAAAUAUGUUUAAAUAUGUGUAAAUAUAUGAAGAACCGCAGGAAUGCCACUACGAACAUAAUGCUAUAAUAAUUACUGGUGAAAAGGGCACACAUUUCCAGUGAUGGGGACAAGGUAGGGCGCUACGCUUUUUAAUGAAUAUUAUCUUAACCAGUGUUCAAGGUCCAGGAUGAUAAGGCCGGCUCCACUUGACGUAAAGCAAUCUUGGAUUACCAUGGGCUGAUAUCCUAUUACAGGUAACUGCAGGUAGAGAACAACACUACACGGUGUGGCGCAGAGCAACAGGAUUGUUUACCUGCCUCUGGGAAAAAUGGAAAAGGACAAAAGAGGACUGCCUCGGUUAACAUGGGUCUGUCUGGCGUUAUGGCUUUCCCAGUUCCCAGCCCAUUCCUCUGCCUCCUACAUGGUCUACUGGAGUGCUGUACUGGACAUCCUGUACCUCAGCCCAGGAGCUAACCACACAACCACCACUAUGUGUGAGUGUGGCUGGUAUGGGGCAGAUUCUCCUCGGGUCUCAGCCUCUGGAUAUGUGGCACUUCCUACAUCGGAUCCCUCGGCCUGCAGUCCCAACACAUCGUUCUCUGUCAAAAAGCGGCCGUGGAUAGCUCUCAUCAAACGAGGCAACUGUAGCUACGCUGACAAGAUUCGAGCUGCCCUGCGAAAAAAAGCCUCAGCUGUGGUUAUCUACAACUAUGACGGCGCUGGAAAUGCAACAACCCCCAUGAGCCAUCCAGGGGUUGAUGAAAUAGUGGCCAUCACCAUCAGCAACAACCUUGGAAAAGAAAUCUCCAGCCAGGUGGAAAGUGGGACAAUGGCCUAUAUGUACAUUGAAGUGGGCAACCGGUUUAAGUCUAUGGGCAGCCCUACGUGGGUCUAUAUCAUGUCUUUCACCUUCUUUGGAAUAACAGCCGUCAUUCUGGGCUACUUCAUCAUUGUGGUGAUUAAACGCAUCUACAGAAACAGACAGCUCCGGAGACAGCAGAGAGAAAUGAAGAAAGUGGCGGAGAGAGCUAUUUCCAAGUUACAAGUUCGGACACUUCGAAGGAAUGACCCGGAAGUUGAAGCAGAAGAGAACACCUGUGCUGUGUGCAUAGAUCCAUUCAAGAGGGGGGAUAUUGUGACAAAUCUGCCUUGCAGUCAUCUCUUCCAUAAGACAUGCAUUGAACCAUGGCUCCUGGAACACCAUACCUGCCCCAUGUGUAAAUAUGAUAUUCUGAAAGCAGAGGUUGGGGUAGAACCGCAGGAAUCAACCACUCCAACAGAAGAUGUCAGGUUUUACCCGAGUUCUGUAUCAGGAUCACUGCCAGAAACGCCAGCGGUGGUCACGUCUCAGGAGCAACAUGUUGAGACCAGGUCACGCUUAGAUGUUGAGAGUGCUGAACGUGCCAUUCCAAUGUCAGAUCAUGUGAGGAGAAAGGAGCACAUCUAUGAGAACCCAGCAUUCGAAGAAGAACAGCAGAACAAUGACCAUCCUAUACAUCAAGUUUAAUAUAAUAAUCAAUACAUAUUUAUGGAUAACAAUGAAUUUCCUGGAACACCAAUAAGGAAUAACUCUUAGUAAGACAAUCUCUUAAAUUGGGGUAUAAUACUUAAUAGCAAAAAAGAGCUCAGACUGUAGUGUGUAUGAGAAAAAAUACACAUUAGAGCCCUUAAAAGGUAUAGUAGGUGAUUUGCCUGAAAUUUUUUUUUUUUUUUUUUUUUUUUACUUCACUGAGAUGGAAAGGUUGUGGGUUUGAGACCCUUUAGCACGAUAUCACUGUGUGUCUUCCGGGUGUGUGUUAGUGUGUUCACUGCACAGAUGGGUUAAAGGCGGAGGCAAAAGUCCAUCUGUGCCCAGCACAGGUAUGGUGUACAUAAGUGUAUUGUCUUGUCCUGUCUUAAGUCUAAUUCUCUAAUGACAAAAAGAAUAUGAAUCAUUUUUUUACAGAGGCCACAUGACUGUUUAAACUCACACACACUUGCCUGAAUACCAGCCUACCUCACAACCCCACACUCAGGCAAGUGCUGUAGAUGUGUACUGCAGAGUCCAUUAAAAAGACUUAAACACAAAAACACCAUUGUGGUUUAGGAAUUAGUGUCACCAGCUAAGGGUGGAGUAACCUGUACCCUGGAAAGUGAUGCUGUUGAGCAGGUAAAUAGCAGUUUUGUCUUGUUUAUGGUGAAAUUUGUCAUUUUCCUGAAUGAUUUAGCCAACAUAGCUAAGGUGUUUAUAUCUUUCUGGUAUAAAUCAGCUUCUCACUGCAUCUGUGUGGACUGGUGUUAGCUUCCCUGCUAGGCUAACUUCCUUGCUAGCUCAUGCUCACAUUUUAAGAGUUGGUUUUGCCAUUUUACAGUCAAGUCUGUGUCUCAUGUGGACAGACAGUAAAAAAACCUACAUUAUUAAAAACACAGCUACAUGUGUAGAGAGUUUAAAUGGUACCACUUUAAAAUAAGACUACCUUUAUAACGGGCUUAUAAAUGGUUUACAAUUAGUUUAUUAAUAGUUACUAAUUAGGUUGCAAAUGCCUUAAAAAUAAUUUAUAAUCAGUUAUAACACAUAUGUAAAAAGUGCAACAACGACCUGUUGUUUGCCAAAUAGUGAACCCACAGCCAUCUAUAUUGUUGCCCGUUCUACGUAUGUGUUAUAACUGAUUAUUAAUGAUUUUUAAGGCAUUUACAACAUAAUUAGUAACCAUUAAUGAGCUAAUUGUAAACCAUUUAUAAACCCUUUAUAAAGGUAGUCUUAUUUUAAAGUGGUACCGUUUAAACUGUAGCUGUUAGCUUGCUAGCUUAGCUUGUUUGUGUGCAUGUUUCGAGUGAAUGUAUGUUGUGAUUAUUUGUAAUUACUGAAGGUUAUGGGAGAUUUUUCACCUUACAAAUGUUUAAAGGAUGAAUUUGAUGAAUUCUGCUCAGUUCUUCACCUCUUUCCUCCCUCACAUGCCGUUAGCUGUGUGUUCCUGUGUUUUGUGGAGUGGAUUGGCUUUGGAAGGAGGUCUGUUUUUUUGGCUUAAACUACUGGUUUCUUCAAAAUCACCUACUAUAACUUUAAAACAAGCAGCCUAAAUGAUCAAAAAAUUGAGAUUUGAGAUCUUUGAAUAAAAAGAGAUCUUUCAUUUCAAAAACAAAGUUUGUUAAAAUGAUACAAUGGGUUUUGCACGUGUUAAAAAUAUGCACUUUGAAUUUGUUGGGGUAAAGGACUGUGUGUGACAGGAAGUGUGCUUAUUUCUUUACUAUACAAAAAUAAUUAUUUUUCUGAAGAUUAAUAGAUUCUAAGAAUCUAUACAUUAUUUUUGUUCCUGCAUAUGAUCAAAAGAGGCCAAAUACAAUAUUAUAUAUUAUUUAAUUGUACCUUCUUAAUAAUGCUGUUAUAUUUUGGAUGUGACACCGAAAUGAAUAAAUGUGUAUUUUCAAAUAAUAUUUUGUUCAUGUAUUAAUAAACAUAAUUCAGUUUUUA
Molecule: messenger RNA, 3505 nt
Organism: Astyanax mexicanus (Mexican tetra)
Lineage: Eukaryota; Metazoa; Chordata; Actinopteri; Characiformes; Acestrorhamphidae
Gene: rnf128b
Product: RING finger protein 148
Exons: 8
Coding region: 383-1561 (392 amino acids)
Source: RefSeq, a predicted model, not a curated record